Salarias fasciatus (jewelled blenny) is the source of this 940-nucleotide messenger RNA. RefSeq names its product RAB, member of RAS oncogene family-like 3 (gene rabl3). The transcript is spliced from 8 exons. The coding region runs from base 24 to 728 and encodes 234 amino acids. NCBI's taxonomy places the organism in Eukaryota, Metazoa, Chordata, Actinopteri, Blenniiformes, Blenniidae. The record is from RefSeq and is a predicted model, not a curated record.
UUUACUUCCGGUUCUCACAAGAAAUGGCUUCACUUGACAGAGUUAAAGUUCUAGUUUUAGGCGAUUCAGGAGUGGGAAAGUCCUCCUUGGUCCAUCUACUUUGCCAGAAUCAAGUGUUAGGGAAUCCGUCGUGGACUGUGGGAUGCUCUGUGGAUGUGAGGGUUCAAGACUAUAAGGAGGGAACGCCAGAUGAGAAAACCUUCUACAUUGAACUGUGGGAUGUUGGAGGAUCUGUCGGCAGUGCCAGCAGUGUCAAAAGUACGCGAGCAGUCUUCUACAAUUCGGUCAAUGGAAUCAUCUUGGUACAUGAUCUGACAAAUAAGAAAUCCUCUCAGAAUCUCUACCGCUGGUCUCUGGAAGCUUUGAACAGGGAUUCCUCUCCAACAGGAGUCAUCGUCUCAAAUGGCAGCGACUAUGACAGAGAGCAGUUUGCUGAGAAUCCUGUACCUCUGCUCUUAAUUGGAACCAAGUUUGACCAAAUUCCAGAGAGCAAACGCAGUGAGGUUCUCACUCGGACGGCUUUCCUGUCUGAAGACUUCAACGCAGAAGAGAUCAACCUUGACUGUACCAACCCCAGAUAUCUUGCUGCAGGCACAUCAAAUGCAGUGAAACUCAGCAAGUUCUUUGACAAGGUAAUCGAAAAGAGAUAUUUUACAAGGGAUCCAAGUCAGAUGACCGGUUUCACAGACAGAAAACGGUUCAACUUCAAAAGCUUGCACUAUGACUGAGCCAGGAAUGCAACUGAGAGGAGCAUCAGCCAUGGGCGACGCGCAUCCACAACAUUUCCACCCACUCUUUGCAUUUGUCGAAGUUUUAAUUAAGUUGAAGCAAACACAUUUGUAAAUAGCUGAUUCAACUUGCACAGGGAUUUUGCAAAUGAGAGAUGGAGAUGAGGAAAAUAAAAGGAGCAAGAAAGCUGAAUUAAAGUCAGAACUUUUUU